GGGUCUGACUGUAUCUACACAGAGAGCGGGCACAGAGCUCAGUAUGAGGAGAGUAGUCGGGCACAGGAUUAGGUCUGCGGUCAGAGUCCUGGAGGGGAGCUCAGGCUACUGUGCCCGUUCUCUGGGGACAUGUGGGUGUACAGCAGGAGAUGCGGGUACAGAGAUGGGUAUGUGGCACAGCGGUCACCUCUAGGACAGCACCUUCAUCCUGGAUCAGAGGCCGCGCUCCAGCUUCCAGAUGGAGAAGGAAAUGAAUACUAAGAGGAUAUUUAACCUCACUCUGGAGAUCAUCUACCUGUUGACAGGGGAGGAUUUUAUGGUUGUGAAGAAAUCUGGCGAGCUUGUUGCAUGCAGGAUUUCUGCUAGUGUAAUAGAUGCAUCGUGCAGGGACGAAGACCCCGUGAUAGAUUUUCCUUCUGACACCCAGUCUUGUGAAAAGAUUCUUCAUCUAAGCAAUAAAGUAAUUUACCUACUUACAGGAGAGAUAUGGAAAUUUAUAGAUCAUGAAGGUCUGCAAGCCAAGAGUGAGAGGCGCAUAGAAGAACCACAGGAUGAGUCUUGUGGCGUGAAUACCCCAGAGAGAUUUUCAAGCACAGAAGAUUGUAUAGAAGAUGAUGUGAGCAGUCCAGAGAAUAUUAGUCAGGCUUCUAACCAAACCCCCCAGUUGCCAUUGGUUGUCAAGAUGGAGGUUCGCGUAAAAUCUGAAGAUGAGUCCAGCAACCCGAAUACACAAGAGAGAUCUGACCCUUUAACCAUUAAAGAGGAGAACGAGGAUUCUUGGGAUGAGCAGGCAACAUUCCGAGGUGACGCAUGUACGCAGACAGAAGUAAUCUUACCGAAACUGGAAAUGAAAGUGGAGGAAAUUGAUGAAAUACCUAUUAAAAUACCUAUUGAUAGCAACUCUGGAAAUACUUGGCUGGGAUACCAAACUGGUAUCUUACCCGAUGACGAAGAGCUCCCCAAAAAAACUGUAAACCGUCGACCAACAAAGCCAAAGUCUGGUGAAACCGAUGAAUACGGACAAUCUGCAACCACACCCAAACAGUUUAUCUGUACUGAGUGUGGGAAAGGGUUCAGCAUCUUUUCCUAUCUUACAAAGCAUCAGAGGUCUCAUUCGAUGGAGAAACCUUUUUGCUGCACCCUGUGUGGUAAAUGUUUUGCCUAUAAACCAAGUCUUGUUACUCAUCAACGAGUUCACACUGGAGAAAAGCCUUUUUCUUGUACUCAAUGUGGAAAACUUUUUGUCAGCAAGUUUAACCUCAAAACCCAUGAGAAAGUUCACACAGGGGAGAAGCCUGUCCAAUGUCCAGCAUGUGGAAGAUGUUUUAGCAAUAAUCCAGCUCUUGUUAAACAUCUCCGAAUACACACAGGAGAGAAGCCGUUCACUUGCACUGAAUGUGGGAAAGGUUUUUCCAGUCGAUCAUGUCUAAAUGCUCACGUGGUCCUUCACACAGGAGAAAGGCCAUUCGUUUGUGUGGAAUGUGGGAAAGCCUUUGCCAACCAAUCCAACCUUAUUUCGCAUCGGAUAAUUCACACAGGACAAAAACCAUAUGUAUGCCCGGUAUGUGGGAAGGGUUUCGCCAACCAAUCUAAUCUUGCAAAACACAAGUUAAUGCAUACUAGUGAGAAGCCGUUUGAGUGUACAGAAUGUGACAAUGUUUUCGCUAGAAAAGAUGGCCUUUCUAAACAUUACGAAAGAAUACACAAAAAAAAAUUGGAAUUUUGAGAGAAAUACUUUUUGUUCUGUACCAUCAUUCGUGGUUAACUUCUUAACGACGCAGGAUGUAUAUUUACUUCCUGCGCCUGAUCCCACGAUAUGACGCGGGGUCACGCGGUGACCCCGUGUCAUGUUGGGUCGGUCCCGGCGGCCAUCAAUGGCCAGGACCCGUGGCUAAUACCGGACAUCACCGAUCGCGGUGAUGCCUGGUAUUAACCCUUCAGACGCGGCGGUCCACUUUAUUAAAACCACAAGCAUCCCAGCAGCUCAGUUGGGCUGUUCGGGACCGCCGCGGUGAAAUCGCGCCAUCCCGAACAGCUUGCAGGACACGAGGAGGAUCCCUACCUGCCUUCUGCGUGUCCGAUCGCCCAAUGACUGAGAUCCAGGCAGGAGCGGUCGAGCUGUGGGAACACUGAUCAAUUCCAUGUUAAUGCAUGGCAGUGAUGAGUGUAGGAAAUCAGUGUGUGCAAUGUUAUAGCCCCCCUAUGGGGGCUAUAUAACAUUGCAAAAAAAAAAGUGUUAAUAAAUGUGAUUUAACCCCUUCCCUAAUAAAAGUCAGAAUCACCCCCCUUUUCCAUAAAAAAUAAACAUGUGGUAUCGCCGCGUGCGUAAAUGUCAAACUAUAAAAAUUUUGUAUAUUCAACCGCACAGUCAAUGGCAUACACGUAAAAAAAAAAAAAUUCCGAAGCCCAAAAUAGCGUAUUUUUUGUCCCUUUUUUUUACCAUUAAAAAAAUUAAGAAAAGGCGAUCAAAAAAUUUUCCUGCAUGUAGUUAUGAUUUUUUUUCCAGCAGUCUGACAAAAUCAAACCUAGUAGGGUAUCAUUUUAACCUUAUGGACCUACAGAAUAAGGUAUCAUUUUUACCGAAAAAUGCACUGCAUAGAAACAGAAGCCCCCAAAAGUUACAAAAUGGCGUUUUUUUUCCUUAAAUUUUGUCGCACGACGUUUUUUUUUUUUUUUAGUUUUUCGGAUUUUUGGGAAAAAUGACUGUCACUUCAAAGUAGAAAUGUUGGCGCAAAAAAGUCAUAAUAUGGUUUUUAGGUGGAAAAUUGAAAGGGUUAUGAUUUUUUAAAAGGUGAUGAGGAAAGAACGAAAAUGCAAAUAACUGAAAAAUGCUGAGUCCUUAAGGGGUUAAAGGAUAUGCUGUUUGGGAAGUAUAUAUUUAAUCAGCAUUUAUGUAGGAGAAAACUAAAGCGUUAAAAACAUAUAUAUAUAUAUAUAUAAAUCUAGAGUUACGUAUGUAUAUAUAUUUGUACUGGAAUGGGACAUUUCUAUAUUUAUAUAUAUUAUUCAUCGAAGGUCAUCCAAAUUAAAGGUACAAAGGAAGAAUUGUAGCCAUUAAUAAGCCCUUAAAGGUAGUUAGGAAAAUGUAAGUGUCUGAUCGUGGGGUAUCUGACCACAGCUCUCCUUAGGCACAGAGCUGUGGUCGACACACCCCCUCCAUGCAUUUUGGGAGAACAGGAGAUACAUGAGCACAUCGGCCCAUAGAGAUGCAUGGAGGGGGUGUGUUGACCCCUGUUCCAUGUGAGGACGGCCAGGGCACUGCGCAGGAGGUCGCAGGGGUCCAGCAGACAAACACUUAUCCCCCUAUUUUCCUAAACCAGACUACCCUUUAAGGACCACUAAACAUAACGGGAAAAUGUAUCAUUCCAUGCGUAUAUUCUGUUGAUCUUUGCAACCGAUCGGGGCAGUUUAUGGCUGGCGUAUGUGCAACAAAAUGAUCAAAAUGGCCCAUGACGUAUAAUAGAUGUUAAUCUGAACAGAUUGUCUGUCUUCUGUGUACAGUGAUGCUUCAAAUUAUUUAGGAAUAUGUUAGUUUCUAAACAUGCUAAUGGCUGGAGUCACAAUAAUAUAUUUAAAAAAGAUCAUUUUAUGAAGCUUGCAUGAAUGCUAAGAUAUUCAUAAAAGCAGGGUGCUGUAAAAAGCAUAGAUGGGAAUUUAAUUGAUGACGAGAGUCGCAAACCUUUGAGCAACCAAGAGAGAUGCACAAAAAUGUAGUGUGUGAAUUUCAUGUUAUUGUACAGCGCAGAUAAAUUCUUCCCAAAAUGUGUUGUGUUUUAGGUUAGAUAAUGGCAACAUAUGUUGUUAAAUUCCCACCGACAAUACUAUUUCUAAUAGGCAGUUUUUAAAGUUUUGCAAUGUAUAUAGAAAACCUAUAUAAAAUAAAACAAUAUUCAAUAUUCUAUGGUGAUGGUAUAUUU
Molecule: messenger RNA, 3917 nt
Organism: Hyla sarda
Lineage: Eukaryota; Metazoa; Chordata; Amphibia; Anura; Hylidae
Product: zinc finger protein OZF-like
Exons: 10
Coding region: 239-1726 (495 amino acids)
Biological process (GO): regulation of transcription by RNA polymerase II
Cellular component (GO): nucleus
Molecular function (GO): DNA-binding transcription activator activity, RNA polymerase II-specific; RNA polymerase II cis-regulatory region sequence-specific DNA binding
Source: RefSeq, a predicted model, not a curated record